Lutra lutra (Eurasian river otter) is the source of this 3629-nucleotide messenger RNA. RefSeq lists its product as uncharacterized. The transcript has 6 exons. The record is from RefSeq and is a predicted model, not a curated record. NCBI's taxonomy places the organism in Eukaryota, Metazoa, Chordata, Mammalia, Carnivora, Mustelidae. Bases 2302 to 3303 code for a protein of 333 amino acids.
UACCGGGAAAAGAAUGUUCCAGAAGUCCGCGUCCUGCCCCAGGGGCGGCUGUUGGCCGCUCUACAAGGCCGGACCCAGAGCCACACCGUCUUGGUUGUGUGGUUCUUUACUGUGUGGACAGUGUCUCCUCAGGCCUGUAGAGACCAACGGAGCAGCGGGGACGGCUGGCCUGACCGCGAGGCAGAUAAAGGCUUAGCACAAGUCUUCACUGCACCACUGAAGCUGAGGCGAGAGAUGUGCACACCAGGGUCAUCUUCUGUACACACACGGACGCUCCUCUCUGGGGAAGAUCGAACAGUGAUGACUUAGAGUGGGGACAUGGCAGACAAAGGAGGACUCACCCCCACACCCCAUCUCCCUCUCAGGACCAAGCACUGAACCCCAGCUGCGGCCCCUCUCCCCUCCACACCCCGGUCUCCCAACACGGCUGGCCAGAGCACCCCACGCUCAGGUUGAAAGGGAUCUUUGCAGCCUGGGCGCCCCUGCAUUCCCGACAGAUAAUGAUGCCGAUGCCCUGCGGUGAGGCUCAGGGCCACGUGCGAUGGGUAGAUCAUGACCUGGACCGCGGCUCCACAGCUUCCCACCGCCAUGGGGAGGGUCCUCGUGCUGGAAUUGACAGAACUCACCGCAAAGGGGAUCCCGCCCGGCACACUCAGGCACGGAUGGAACCAGGGCUCCAGCAGUGUCAUCAGAGUGAGGGACUCUGGCAGAACUUCUAGAACGCCAGCUUGAGAUGGGCUUACAGCAGCCCCAGUGUUCUCUGUCCAGAUGCAGUGAGAACAUCCCAUGGUAACAGGGGUCUCCCUAGGUGGAGAAGGUGCCCAGACUGGCUGCUGGGUGGUACCCUCUUGUUGCUGCUGGGAGAACCCAGUGUAGCAGGAAGCUGAGAGCACAAAGGCUGAGCCUACAGGGCACUCAGACUCUCACCCACCUCCACGGACAUCUGAGGCUUCACCUUCCUUGUGUUCUUCCGUACCUUUGAGGCUCCCCCAACCUGGGUCCACCGGGCAUCCCUUCUGGACCCUCAGGGUCCGAUGACUGCUCUGUGCCCAGUGCUGCGCAUUAGCCCCACUGGAAAACUGACUUAUUCCCAUGACUUGGAGUCAGUUUCACCGGCCAAAAAUAAUGAAAUUGCUGAGUGGAGGUGUCAUGGGUCACUUCUAUCCCAGAGUGUUUGAUUUUCAGGGUGAACCCUUCCUCCCUCUGGCAUGGUGACUGGAAGCAACAGCCUGGGACCCGGGGAGACUGUGGUGAGCGGAGCACCUUCCAGAAUACCUUUGUGGGGCCAGUCUAGUCCGUGGGUCCUGAAACUGGGAGGACCUUGCCCCACUGGCCAGAGACCAGGCGGGAGGAGGAGGGCAGAUGUGUAGCUGAGAGGAUCUCUGAAGUCGGAGCAGGGGGCCCUGAGCCAAGACACUCACACGGCCCCUCCGAGUGGAAGGGCCCUCGGCUGACAGCCAGAAGGAAACAGGGAAGCAGUCCUACAACCGCAGGAAUUCUGCCAACAGCCCGAAUGAACAAGGAAGCGAUCCUGCCCCAGAGCCUCAGAAAGAAAGUCAGCCAGGUGAGACAGUGGUUUUUGCCCAGCGAGCCCCAUGUCCCACGGCUCCCCUGCACAGCUGCGGGACAAAUUUGUGUCUGAGCCACGGACGUGGUGGUGAUUGGUUAGGUUGGCAGUAGGAGACAAAGGAGAUGAUUCCGGUUCUGCAAGGCGCAGACAGAGACUGAGGCCAGGUGUGUGCGCACGGUACUUGGGUGGCUCUCACUCGGGGACAGGAGACAGACCGAAGAGGAGGUAAGAAGGACAGGUCCACUGCCCAGGAGAGACGGUCUCCAGCAUCCCCAUCUAAUGAGGUUGGGACGCGCUGAGUCAGCCCAGACCACCAGGUGAGGACACCUUUUCUGAGCGCCCACGCUGCCCUCUGCUUAGCAAACAGAACGAAGCACCAACAGAUCAACCCCGUACAAAUGGGGAGAAAAGAAACAGAUUUGGAAACUGUGGGAUGUGCGCAAGCUACUGUAUUUUCUAAAAGGAUCUCAUCUCAGUGCUGCUUCUGUCCUGUGAAAGCGACGCAUCUGAAGACUGAGUUGGUACUGAUGUUCCGUGGCUCUCACACGUAACGCUUCUCAGGGAGGGCUCAGGGAGACAAGGCGGACGGACGCACACGCCCGUCUUCACCUUGCGGCCUGGGAGCUUCUCCCCUUCGCCGUCAUCACCAGCGAUACCAGCAGUGAUAUUGAUCCCAGAAUGUCGUCUGUGGCCUGAGGCAGGCGACAGCUUCUUCUAAAGCAUCCCGGCAUAUGCCUGGGGUGAUGCCGCGCCAGGCCUGCAUGGAGCUGUGGGAGAGAAUGUUCCAGAAACGCCGGUGGGGGCCAGGCCUCGUGUGCUGCCGUGCGGAGGGAGCUGUGCGUGCUGGAGGCAGAGGGUGGCCUGCAGGUCCUGUCCCCGAGCUUGGGCUCUGGGCGAAGCCCGCCAGGAGGAGGCCCGACCGUAGUCACCCAGCAGCUCCUUUCCCACGCGGACUCGUCCUCCAAGCUGAGUCACCUGCAAAGGUAAAAACCACGCGCUGCUCUCCCGGCUUCCCUUGCAGCCGGCCCUGCCCUCCCACGUGGUCCAGGCCCACCAAUCAGAAGCCUCCCGUGAGCCUCUGCGCAGGAAGGGAGCCUGGAGGAAGAUGGCGUCGGGGACUGACGGAGUCGCCUAUCAGAGGCCGCGCUGUCCCCGGGGCACAGGGAGGGGCCGCAGCCCGGGGUCUGGUUGAGUGGCCUUCCGAGGCACUGAGGCCGAGUCUCUGCCCACGACAGGCUCCAGAGUGUCCCCACGUCACAGCUGCGGCCCAGCGUCGGCCUGCCCCGGAGCGUGUUGGAAAUGCGCGGGCUCAGACCCGCCCAGACCCGCGUGGGGCUCCGCGUGUCCGCCGGACGCAGCUCUGUGGCGUUACCGUGGACGUGAGACAGAAGGCCCAACUGGUGACUGUGCUCGUGUGUGUCCGCGUGAAACCGUCCCCACGGUCAGAACGACUGUUUCUCUGCCGGCGGGAACGGGGCUGCGCGUGUCUGCAGAGAGCGGGGCUUCUCCAGCCGCGGCCCCAACACACGGAGGUCACCAGGGUCCCACCGCUCCCUGUCCUCUGUGCCCCGGGCGAACUCAGGGCUGGCUGUGGGGCAGGAAGCCUGUCCCCGUGCAUCGUUCACAGGUGCCUGAGUCCCCAGAGGCAGCGAGAGGGAACACAAGAGUGGGAGGAGAAGCAGGCUUGCCGCAGAGCAGGGAGCCCGACGCAGGACUCGAUCCCAGGACACUGAGGUGUCACCUGAGCCGGAGGCAGACGCGUAACGACUGAGCCACAGGCGCGCGGGGACAGGCAGCUCUGUGAGUUUGUGCAUUUCCCUCGGAUGCAUUCUCCGACGUGGGAGCACUCAGUCAUUGGGUAAGUCUAGUUUUAAGUUUUGAGUAACUGCUUCCCGUAGUAGCUCUACCAUCUUACAGUCCCACCCACACACGCACGUUCCCUCCCUCUCCUGCAUACCUGUGCCCCCACUUGUUACCCCUUGUCAUCCGGAUCGUGGCUAUGCGAGCAGGUGUGAGGUGGUAUCUUUAAUCUGACGAGUGAUGUUGAACAUUUUUCAUG